AUGGGCAAGGACCCUCAGGCAGGAUGGUUUCUUUUAAUAUUUAUUUACUUAUGUGGCUACCUCGGCUCUUAUUGUGGCGUGUGGGUCUUCACUGCAGCAUUUCAGUUCAGUUCAGUUCAGUCGUUCAUCUCAGAAACCUGUCCUCGAUAUCUCCUGGGUGUCCUUGAUGCAGGGAAAGCAGACCUGCAGAAGCAAGUGAAGCCUGAGGCCUGGCUGUCCAGUGGCCCCACUCCUGCGCCUGGCUGCCUACUGCUGGUGUGCCACGUCUCAGGAUUCUACCCCAAACCUGUGUGGGUGAUGUGGAUGAGGGGUGAGCAGGAGCAGCCUGGCACUCAGCAAGGGGACAUCAUGCCCAAUGCUGACUGGACUUGGUAUCUCCGAGUAUCCCUGGAUGUAACGGCUGGGGAGGCGGCUGGCCUGAGUUGCCGAGUGAAGUACAGCAGUCUAGGAGAGCAGGACAUCAUCCUGUACUGGGGACACCCCGCAUCCAUUGGCUUGAUACUUGUGGCAAUAAUAGUGCCCUCCUUGAUCCUUUCUCUAUGCCUUGUAUUAUGGUUUUGGAGACGCUGGAACAAGUAUCCAGGAACCCUGAAACUCAAGUUGUCAGCCUAG
Molecule: messenger RNA, 612 nt
Organism: Capra hircus (goat)
Lineage: Eukaryota; Metazoa; Chordata; Mammalia; Artiodactyla; Bovidae
Product: T-cell surface glycoprotein CD1b-2-like
Exons: 5
Coding region: 1-612 (203 amino acids)
Biological process (GO): positive regulation of T cell mediated cytotoxicity; antigen processing and presentation, exogenous lipid antigen via MHC class Ib; antigen processing and presentation, endogenous lipid antigen via MHC class Ib
Cellular component (GO): external side of plasma membrane
Molecular function (GO): endogenous lipid antigen binding; exogenous lipid antigen binding; lipopeptide binding
Source: RefSeq, a predicted model, not a curated record